Chlamydomonas reinhardtii is the source of this 2587-nucleotide messenger RNA. RefSeq lists its product as uncharacterized. Bases 113 to 1744 code for a protein of 543 amino acids. Gene Ontology annotation, biological process: protein deubiquitination. Gene Ontology annotation, molecular function: cysteine-type deubiquitinase activity; cysteine-type endopeptidase activity. Gene Ontology annotation, cellular component: nucleus; cytosol. Lineage: Eukaryota; Viridiplantae; Chlorophyta; Chlorophyceae; Chlamydomonadales; Chlamydomonadaceae. The transcript is spliced from 4 exons. The record is from RefSeq and is a predicted model, not a curated record.
CCAAACCCAGCUAAACUAGCGGGGGGUUGUAGGGGGGUGGGGGCGGGUCAGCCAUCGGGCAUGUGCUGCUUGUGUUACUUGCAGGGCAGUGCGCGCGUGUGUGCAGAGCGAGAUGGAUCGCGGAAGGCGGUUCGACGGCGGCUGCCUGUUGGGCGGCAAGCUGACGCGGCACGUGGGCUUCACAGACACCCUGGAUCUCACGCGCUUCAUGACGGCGGCGGGGCAGCAGGGGCAGGGGCAGCAGGGGCAGGGGCAGCAGGGGCCGGCGGCGUCAAGUAAUGGCAGCGGCGGAGGAGGAGGCGGAGGCAGUGGCAGCGGGCACCACCACCACCAUCAAGAGCACGGGCAUCAUCAUCAUACGCACCAUCAACACCACCACGGGGGGCAACACCACGGGCAGCAUCAACAACAACAACACGGGCCACACCCGCACCCGCACCAGCCGCACGACCCGGGGCGCAGCGUGUACAACCUGACCGGCGUGCUGGUGCACCAGGGCUCCUCACUCCACUCGGGGCACUACUACGCCUUUGUGCGCGACGCCGGCGACCGCUGGGCGCUCAUGAACGACUCGGCCGUCACACCCCUCGCCUCCUUCGCCGAGGUGUCGCGGGAGCAGGCCUACAUGCUCUUCUACACACGAACCACCAUGAAGAGACCGCGAGAGCCGCCGCCGCCGGCGCCGCCGCCGCCGGCGGCGGCGGCGGCGGCCGAGGCGGGCGUGGCGGCGGCAGGCAAGGCGGCAGCGGGCGUGUACGGGCCGCAGCUGCCGCCGGGCUUCGCCCGCGCCGCGUCUGCGCCGGCGGCGGUCGCCGCCGCGGCAGCCGCGAACGGCGGUGGUGGCGGCGGCAGCGCCGCCAGCAGUGCCGUCAGUAGCGGCGGCUCCGGCGGCGGCCAGGGGCUGGGCGCGCUCGGUAGCGGUCGCGCCGUUAUGCCUGCGGCGCCGACGGCGCGGCUGGCGGCGCGGCCCAGCGGCAGCGUGGCGGCGGCGGCGGCGGCGCCGUCGACGGCCAAGCUUCCCGCCAAGUUCACCAUCACCGCCCGCGCGUCACUGGACAGGGCGCCGUCGGCGGCAGCGGCGGCGGAUUCAGCAGGCGAGGCGGCGGGGCCGGGGCCGGGUCGGGGCACGCGCUCUGCUCCGCUCACGCCCGCCGCCACCACUUCGAGCGCCUCCGCCGCCGCUGCCAACGCCGCCUCAGCCUCGGCCUCGGAAGCCGACGCCGCCGGCGGCGCCGCCGACGCCGCCGACACUGCCAGCCCCGCCGCUGGUGACGGCCUGGCCGGCCGCAAGCGCAAACGGCCGGAGGCCUCUAGCUCCACCGGCGCCGCCGCCAACGGCACCGCCGCCGACGGCCCGUGCACGGGCCUUACGGAGCUGCCCCCCGGGGCGACGGCGUCGGAGCGGCGGCGUGCGGCGGUGGAGGCGGAGGUGGCGGCGCACAAGGCGUGUGCGUCCUGGGGCGAGGGCGUGAAGCGGCUCAAGGGCGCGAUGGGCGGCAUGCUGCGGCGGUCGGAGUGGGCGGCGGCGGCGGCGGCACUGAUGCGGUCGCUCAAGAGCAGCGGGCUCAGUCUGCAGGAGGUGGUGGCGCUGCCGCGCAGUGACGAGCGGCGGCGCGAGCUGAACCGCGUGGUGCCGCGGGGGGUGCUGGAGCAUGGCCGCGACGAGCUGGCGCGGCUGCUGCGGGCCGCGCUGCUGCAGCUCGGCUGGCUGGGGCUGGGCGCGUCCGGCUCGCUACUGCUGUAGCAGCGGCUGUAGCAGCGGGGCUGUAGUGGUUAGCUGCUGCUGGGCUGUGGAGCUGUGGCGGUUGUGGGGCUGCAGCAGGUGUGGGCUGCGGGGCUGUAGCAGCUGCGGCUGCUGGGGCGGUGGAGCUGGGGCGGCGGCCGCCGAGGAGCCCACGCGACUAGGCCCAUGCGUUUCUCCUGCGUCUCCAUCAUUGGCUUUGCAGCCAGGCAGGCAGCCGCACCGACAGGCAGCAGGGAGCCUACCUUACUGUUGGCAUGUGCACGCAUGAACUGCCUUGAUUUAAAGCCGGCAUACUAAGCAGGAUGGCGUGUGUUUAUGUGCAUUAUGGUUUUUGCAACUGGGGCGUUGUGUGUGGGUGUUGGUCGACGUUCAAAACCCGCGGUGCUGCGUGUGCUGCGGGAACAGCUGCAAACAUUCGUUUGCGGUGAGCAGGAUGGAUUGCAUUGGGUCCUGGUAGGUCAGGACAGCAAGGAGCUGGAGGAUGCGUUGGCGCCGACUGGUGUUCCUAUAGAGCGGCACAAGCCGCUGACGGCGCAACAUACAACGGUUGUGUACGGUACUGCAGCUCUGGGCGCGGAUUCGGACUGGGCGGGCGCGACUGUGCAGACGUUGGUUUAUUGGAUGGGGGUGCGGCAGGGAUGGAGUCGUGGAUUGGUGUGACGGGGCAAGGGACAUGAGGGUCCCGAGGCGCCAGAUACUCAGGCCUGUAGGGAACACUGGCCUGCCUUACAGGAGCGUGGCUCUGCUCAGCAAUCGGAGGGAAUCCCACGCCUCGGCCCUUGCACCCGACGUUCAAACAGCGAACAUGAGAUUGUCCCCAGCUGUGUAGCCUGAGCAAAUGAC